Messenger RNA from Symbiodinium sp. CCMP2456, 1350 nucleotides. NCBI's taxonomy places the organism in Eukaryota, Dinophyceae, Suessiales, Symbiodiniaceae. The record is from the annotation of a GenBank genome assembly.
AUGUUGGAACAGCUUCCUGGAGUUACGGACAAGGCAAUGGAGGAGUUGGGCGAUGCAGAGCAGCCACCUGUGACAAGUGUCCAGUUGAGUCCUGGAGACCCCGACUUCGAGGACUUCUCCUGCGAUGGCGACCAGGCCGCGUUCUUGACGCACUGCCAUGCCUUGACGGCUGGCAGGGAGAUCCCAAAGCACCAGGUGCUCCAGGAUGCUGCAAGCAUUCUCGACCUUGAGAUCGACUCUGGUGACCGAAGCAUCUACUCCUAUCCGGAGUUGCAUCAGAAGUUCCCGAAUGUCCGUCAACUGCUCUACAAAACGGUGGACUGCCGGCGCGUGAUCUAUGAUUUGAGGGGCUUCGGCAUGUGCAGGACCUUGAAAAGCCUCAAGCUUCAGCUGUCCUUCCAGACCAUGUGCGAGGAUGAGCCAUCCAAAUGUGGAGUCACAGCUCUCGAGCCUCUAGCCGGAACGCUGGAAGUGUUGGAGAUAGGUCGCUUGCGGUUCAACGUGGCCAGCGACUUGGAGGUUCUGAAGAGGUUCCACAAGCUCCGUGUGCUGAAAUAUCACGGGGUUAAUGAGGGAGGCCGAGAGCCAUCUGUGCUGGAUCUUCGUGGGCUCAGCUCCUUGCAGGACUUGGAGUUCACAGAAGCUUCAUUUACGGCUGAGACGGCUGCCGCAGAUGCCGAGGACGACUCUGAAGACGACAACCCAAUCAUGCGUAUGCUCCAUCCGAAGACAUUCAUGCAGGCGCUCGUUCUUCCAGAUCAUCUCCCUUGCGUCACCUUCAGGCACCAGUAUGGCUCGAGAAUAACCCCAGAGCUGCGCCAGCUCCUGCGCACUCACGGAUGCGAGUGCAAGGAGUAUGUGCCGAAAGAGAUGGUUGGAAGCGGCACGCUCAACAUGGUGGAUGGCUACCAGCCCGCAGACAGCGAGCAGAUCGAGGCCGAGGAGCGGGCGGAGAAAGCAAAGAGCCAGGCCGCAAAAAAGGAGCUUCGCCUUGCUCAGCAGCGGAGGCGCGCGGAGGCCUUCGAAAAACUGCCAGGUUUGACGCCUUCGACCGAUGGGAACUUCGAGUUGGGUGACGUGGUCUUCGCGUAUGACGGCCAGGACGUCUCGUUUACGAAGCUCUCGGUGAAGGAGAAGCCCGUCAGGAGUACCAGCUUGCUGCACCUGUAUCAUGAGAACACAAGUCGAUUCGUCCACCCGAGCUGCGUUUACCGCAAGGUGCCGGAACUAGGCCUUUGCAGCAGCAAGGAUGCUAAUGGAUGCGAGGUGUGGAAGCAGAAAAGGUCAAAACCACUGCGUGCAAGGCGGGCCGUCAAGCUCAAGCGCCCCCGCCACUACCCGCCGCUGUAG